Molecule: messenger RNA, 1170 nt
Organism: Letharia columbiana
Lineage: Eukaryota; Fungi; Ascomycota; Lecanoromycetes; Lecanorales; Parmeliaceae
Exons: 3
Coding region: 1-1170 (389 amino acids)
Source: RefSeq, a predicted model, not a curated record
AUGGGUACUACAGCAUCCCAGCCGGCUCCGAGAGAGGACGAGACCAUUGAUGCCACCCUGGUAAGCUCCGUGAGGAUGCUGUCGUCUCUUUGUCGGUGGAGCAUUCACUACGAUCCCUACGGCUUGCCAAUCUCUUCCCCACCACGUUCCCCACCACGUUUCCCAACAGAGAAUCUCAACUUCAACGACGAGAAAAGUUGGCCAACGUGGCCUGGCUUUUGUGACUCCAAACAGUUCACUGGUAAGCUCAGCGAUAACCUCGAAAGCAACGGUUUUAGCAACCUCAGCCUCGAUGGUUUGCCGAUAGCAGUGGAUCUAAAGGCCAGAGCGACACGAGGCUCACCUAAAGAGCUUCUCAAAGAGGCUCUUGGCUUCAGCAUCAUGAGUCGAAAUGUGAACUUAGUAAUUGGCCUCCUUGAAGAAAUUGGGGAGAACGUUGACAUCACCGGGCUCUACUCGCUUCACCUCGCCAUCAGAUACCUAGACGGGUCAAAGACAUGCUGCAAUGUUCUCGACGCUCUCGAUCAUCCGCGCGCUCUCAAAAUUAUGUCAAUGACCUGGGCCAUCCAUGUAGUUGACGUCAUUUUCAAGGAAGACAAACGUUUUGAGGGAGAAGACGUGGAUAUCUGCGGUCGAUGGAACGCUGACUCUGAUUGCGUUCGCACGCUUUUGGCGAACGGUCCUUCGGGCAUACCAUUUCAAUGGAAGCACAUGGCUCUUCCGGGCAAUGAAGAUGUUGACGAAUGCAGCCACGAGGAAAUGGACCCUGUUGAGCUCGCGAUGAAGGUGCCGGCUAGCUUGAGUUCGAUGUGGUCUAGGGAGCUGAGUACAGGUUGGCAGGUCCUCACUAUUGUUCUCAGGCACUCACAAGCAGAAUGGAAAGCCAGACCUUCUAGGCGACGGUCCAUCUCAAACGAAAGGGAGGAUGAGAAUGAGUUCAGUACCUUCAAUGAAUACCGCGAAGACCAGACGAGCGCAGGUGAAGAAGCAAGUCGUGAACCCCACCUGCCCUACUGUCCUGACAGUCCUGACCACGAGAAUUUCUUUGGCGGGAACAAAGUUCUCGCACCCCUUCAGGCCGCUGUACAAACAGAGUUACUAACUUACAGACGUCUGGAGGAGGGAGAUGAAUGGGAUUUCACAAGACUUCAAUAUGCGUACCCUAAAUGA